Penicillium oxalicum is the source of this 312-nucleotide messenger RNA. RefSeq names its product cyclin-dependent protein kinase regulatory subunit CKS1. Gene Ontology annotation, molecular function: ubiquitin binding; protein kinase binding; histone binding. NCBI's taxonomy places the organism in Eukaryota, Fungi, Ascomycota, Eurotiomycetes, Eurotiales, Aspergillaceae. The coding region runs from base 1 to 312 and encodes 103 amino acids. The record is from RefSeq and is a predicted model, not a curated record. Gene Ontology annotation, cellular component: SCF ubiquitin ligase complex; cyclin-dependent protein kinase holoenzyme complex. Gene Ontology annotation, biological process: regulation of mitotic cell cycle. The transcript has 3 exons.
AUGGAUAUCGAUAUGAGCAGAAGGAACAAGAAGCCUCGUCUCCUGUUGGAGUCUGAGCGCGAGCGCCUAGACGAGUUCAUUGACUCGAUUCACUACUCCGCACGAUACUCGGACGACAAGUUUGAAUACCGCCACGUGCAACUGCCGAAGAACAUGCUCAAGAAGAUCCCCGCGGACUACUUUGACAGCGCCAAGGGAACGUUGAAAUUACUUUGGGAAGAAGAGUGGCGAGCGCUCGGCAUCACACAGAGUCUGGGAUGGGAGCAUUAUGAGGUCCAUGAGCCCGAGCCUCAUAUUCUACUCUUCAAGUAA